AUGCAACGACUACCGGUAGAAGUAGCUGAACGAAUUAUUACCAAUCUUUCAGAUAAAGACCUAUUUAUUGGAAGUUCAGUAUGCCGAGUGUGGUGGCAAAUUGUUCGUCAAGAAGCAUAUAAGAGGUGGAAGAAAUAUGCUUGCAGGAUUGGAGAUAUAUAUAAGGAAAUCCAAGCUAUAAGAGAGCGGGAACAGAAAGAAGAAAUCGAGUGGCAAGAGGCUAGUUAUGCAGUAGAAAAACUUAAUAACUGUAUGGGCACCUUUACUGGAAAUCAGGUGUAUAUCAUAAAUAAGAUGCUUAAAUAUGAGAUGAUUGUAGAUCCCCAGGAAAGGGAAAUUAUCAAAUAUACAUCAAGUGAAUUUAACUGGGGAGGAGAUCCUUGGAGAUUUGACUGGGAGUGGAAUGAGUGGACUCAACAGGAAUAA
Molecule: messenger RNA, 426 nt
Organism: Rhizophagus irregularis DAOM 181602=DAOM 197198
Lineage: Eukaryota; Fungi; Glomeromycota; Glomeromycetes; Glomerales; Glomeraceae
Molecular function (GO): protein binding
Source: RefSeq, a predicted model, not a curated record